Molecule: messenger RNA, 1490 nt
Organism: Balaenoptera musculus (blue whale)
Lineage: Eukaryota; Metazoa; Chordata; Mammalia; Artiodactyla; Balaenopteridae
Gene: PHYHIPL
Product: phytanoyl-CoA 2-hydroxylase interacting protein like
Exons: 5
Coding region: 198-1328 (376 amino acids)
Cellular component (GO): cytoplasm
Molecular function (GO): protein binding
Source: RefSeq, a predicted model, not a curated record
GGGUCUGUCUCGGCUUCUCAGAGCCGCACGCUCCGUGGAGCUCCCGCCACUGCCGUCGCCUAGGCUCCUCGGUGCCGCGUCCCAGGCCUCCUCCCCUCCUCCGCCACUCCCUUUCCCUUUCCCGCCCUUCUCUCUCACACGGUCCACGGAGAGAGCCUGGAUACGAAGCAGGCGGACGUGAGAAGGGGGUUGGAAAAAUGGAGGUGCCGCGCCUGGAUCAUGCCCUCAGCAGCCCCACCAGCCCCUGUGAGGAGGUGAUCAAAAACCUCAGCCUGGAGGCCAUUCAGCUGUGCGACCGGGACGGGAACAAAUCACAAGACAGUGGCAUAGCAGAGAUGGAAGAACUUCCCGUACCACAUAACAUCAAAAUAAGCAACAUUACAUGUGACUCAUUCAAGAUUUCAUGGGAAAUGGAUUCAAAAUCAAAAGACCGUAUUACACACUAUUUCAUUGACCUCAAUAAGAAAGAGAACAAGAACUCCAAUAAAUUUAAACACAAGGAUGUUCCAACAAAACUGGUGGCAAAAGCUGUUCCCUUGCCGAUGACUGUCCGUGGACACUGGUUUUUGAGCCCAAGAACUGAGUAUACAGUAGCAGUGCAGACCGCCUCAAAACAAGUUGAUGGUGAUUACGUUGUGUCUGAAUGGAGUGAAAUUAUAGAAUUCUGCACAGCAGACUAUUCAAAAGUUCAUCUAACACAACUGUUGGAGAAGGCCGAAGUGAUUGCAGGACGGAUGCUUAAAUUUUCUGUUUUUUAUCGUAACCAGCACAAAGAAUAUUUUGACUAUAUUCGAGAACAUCAUGGGAAUGCUAUGCAGCCCUCUGUCAAGGAUAACAGUGGUAGCCAUGGCUCUCCUAUCAGUGGAAAAUUAGAAGGCAUCUUCUUCAGCUGCAGCACUGAAUUCAAUACUGGGAAGCCACCCCAGGAUUCACCUUAUGGAAGAUACAGGUUUGAGAUUGCAGCAGAAAAACUUUUUAACCCCAAUACUAACUUAUACUUUGGGGACUUCUACUGUAUGUACACUGCUUAUCAUUAUGUGAUUCUUGUCAUUGCCCCUGUGGGAUCACCAGGAGAUGAAUUUUGUAAGCAGCGCCUUCCUCAGCUAAAUUCCAAGGAUAAUAAAUUUUUGACCUGCAGAGAAGAAGAUGGGAUGCUGGUUUUCCACCAUGCCCAGGAUGUCAUUUUAGAAGUCAUUUACACUGACCCUGUGGAUCUUUCUCUAGGCACUGUGGCAGAAAUCACUGGUCAUCAGCUCAUGAGUUUAUCUACUGCAAAUGCAAAGAAAGAUCCCAGCUGCAAAACCUGUAAUAUUAGUGUUGGACGUUAAUGCCCACUUUUCUUAUUCUUAGUCCCCUUUCUUCCCUUAGGAGCAUUGAUCCUCUGUUGUCCAUUUUCAUCACCAGAUGUUUUCCACUGAAGCAUGCACAUGCCGCUCUCACCAAAAGCAAACUGCCACUUACCAAAUUUCAUUCAGAGCUGUUUUAGUGUU